AUGCCGAAGAGGAAAGCCAAUGGCAGGAUCAAGAACCUGGGCUCAUACGCCAAGGAAGGGGUCUCGAAGCCACCCAAGCGACCACGCACGGACUCGGAACCAGUGUCACAGGCAUGCAGCAAUGAAUCUGGGCAGGAGGAUGGUGUUGCAGAGGGGAAGGCAGACAGUGGGGAUGACGACUCGGGAGACGAGCUGCUGGAUAUCGAGGUCGAAGAUGAUGUGCUGCAGCCAAAGGACGAGAAGAGUCUGCAGGGAUGGCUCAAGGUUACGGCGGAUCAUCUCCAGAGCUUGUGUAACCACGCACCUAAUCAUCUGAGAGGCCAGUAUGCAACCAAUAAACUUGACAAAGCUCCUGAAAAACGCACUGUUCAGCACCACGCGAAGCAGAAACGGGACCAGGCUCAGAGAGAGGCGAGAGAGGACCAGCGGCUCGGCUUGAAGUUGGGGUCUCUCCUCGCGUUCUUCAAGCCACGGACUUUGGUGCCAUCAUCUGUGUCAGAGCCGUCAGUUUCUGGGAUCGAGCCGGAGGAUUCAGACAUGGAAAUGAACGAUGUCGAGCUAUUGGAGAUCACGGAGACGACGGAGACAACACAGGCUGUUGAGCCAAUGCAGUCUAUGCGACCCCCACCACGACCUUCUGUCAAGGAAGUGCCGGAAGAUGAAGACCUUCUUGAUUGCGCAGAGCCAGCAGUUCUUGAUGAUCUCGAACGAGCGGAGGAGGGCCUGGAUGACAUAUGGGAUCCCUCUGAAAAGCGUUUGCCAGGAUACGAGAGGAAUGGCACACCUUCUCACAAGCCCGCCAACCCUUCCCGACCACCGCCGCCAUCUCCACCUCCACCCGAUGAUCCGCCAUCCGGCGACACUCCUCAUCCUGUCCCGCGCGCCGUUCCAAGCAACACGUCCAUUGACGCCGGGAUACCAAAACUGCAGGACUUGCUGCAUCCACGAUGGGCCAAGGGGCAAGGGCAUUCGAAAUCGAAACUGGACCUGGUCACCUAUGCACGAAUGGAAUGCGUGAUUCGCUUCUUACGUCUGUAUUGCGCUGCUGGUUACUCGGGAUGGUCGCUGUAUUCAGAGAUGAUUGCAAGUUCGAGUGGGAAGCAGGGGACCAAGACUUGGAUGGCACGUAAACUGCGGGAAUGGGCGAUAGAUUUCUGCGGAGACUCAAAGCUGCCGACGCACCUGUACGGUCGAUUCACGUCCACCAUCCUCGCCGACGAAGACAUUGCUGUGGACAUCCAUCUUCACUUGCAGAGUCUGGGAAAGUGGGUCUCGGCCAAGCAGAUCGUCCGUUAUGUGGCCACUCCGGAGUUCCAAGCGUGA
Molecule: messenger RNA, 1323 nt
Organism: Mycena citricolor
Lineage: Eukaryota; Fungi; Basidiomycota; Agaricomycetes; Agaricales; Mycenaceae
Source: the annotation of a GenBank genome assembly